AUGGAUUCCUCGGCCGAAACCAAAGAAUAUAAAGGCAACUGCCACUGCGGACUCUUCAAGUUCACCAUCUCAGUUCCAGAACUCAAAUCCGUUCGAGUCUGUGAUUGUAGCUAUUGCUACCGCAAAGCCAUACCAUGGGUGUUUCCAGGUAGUGAUCUGAAGAUCCAGAGCGGAGAGGAUGAAUUGAGCACCUACCAAUUCGGUCAAAAAGAACUAUUGCACUCGUUCUGUCCUAAAUGCGGAAACACCAUCAUAGCCAAACAUCUGCCAUCUGGCACGCACGGAAUCAAUGCGCGCUUACUCCAGUCAUUGGACUUGAAAACUCUGGAGAAGACAAAAUACGAAGGCACUUCAGGCGAAGAACACGGAGCAAAAUAUGUCCCUCCUUCAACUUAUCCUCCACCAUCCACCGCGAAGAAUGUCGAGACAUCAGUCGAAGGCGCUAAGCUGGAUAUAUUUCAUGGUAACUGUCAUUGUGGAGCUGUAGCCUACACAAUGCUUUCCAAGCCUCUGAGUGAACGCAUGAUCAUUUCUUGCAACUGCAGUCUAUGCUACCGCAAUGGAGAGGUCUACACCUACCCACCAGCCAGCUCCGUGACAUUCAUCGGCAAAGAGAAUCUUACCGGUUAUCCGUUCCUUUCUCCAGACUCACUUCACAGCUUUUGCAAGAUCUGUGGUACGUCUGUUUGUGUACAGGCGUUGAAGGAGGAUGAGGAUUUGUUGCCGAUUAAUUUGCGGACGAUGAUGAGUGGUGUUAAUGUGAAGGAUUUGAAGAUCACGGAGUAUGAUGGUGCGAAGAAUGAUCCGCAAUAUGUUGUUCCUUGA
Cadophora gregata is the source of this 825-nucleotide messenger RNA. RefSeq lists its product as uncharacterized. Gene Ontology annotation, molecular function: carbon-sulfur lyase activity. NCBI's taxonomy places the organism in Eukaryota, Fungi, Ascomycota, Leotiomycetes, Helotiales, Ploettnerulaceae. The record is from RefSeq and is a predicted model, not a curated record. Bases 1 to 825 code for a protein of 274 amino acids. The transcript is spliced from 5 exons.